GCGAGGCGUCAGGAGCUAUGUUAGGAGCGCUUGCCUCACGCGAGGCUUACUUCCACUUCUCCUCAACUCUCGUCUUUCCCGUCAGCCAUUCUCCGCGCUGACUCUGUCGCAGCAGCUCUAAGUGCACUGUGCGCUGCUCUUUGCGACCCUUGUCCCUUGACUUGCGCUACGUGGUGAGAUCGACGAGCUAUUCCCGCGCCACACCAUGGCAAUCCGCAAGAGGGCGCUUCUGCUGUCCUCAUGUGCACUCACGUUCUUCAGCAAGAAGUAUGCGCCUGACAGCCCGUUCACGCAGGGGAGUUAUCCCAAGACUAUUAUCGCACUCUUUGCGAUACAGUACUUUGCGCGAGCUUUCUACAAUAUCUUGAUCUACCCGUUCUUCCUGAGCCCGCUACGGCAUUUGCCUCAAGCACCUAACGGCCACCCGGUUCUCGGUCAUUUCCCGCGCAUCUUCCGUGACCCCUCUGGAGAGCCGCAACGGGAAUGGGUCGAUACUAUACCUAAUGAGGGCGUGCUGUACUACCGCUGGCUUUUCAACGAAAGCAGAGUCCUUGUCACAAAUCCGAAGGCGCUCGCCGAGGUGCUGGUCCAAAGAAAUUAUGAGUUUGUCAAGCCUGGGCGACUGAGGGCAGGAUUGGGAAGGUUGUUGGGUGUGGGGAUCCUACUGGCGGAAGGAGACGAGCACAAGCGCCAAAGAAAGCUGCUUAUGCCUGCGUUUGCGUUUCGUCACGUGAAGGACCUGUAUCCGAUCUUCUGGGGAAAGAGCCAAGAGAUGACAGAUCGCAUCGUCAACACGACAGAUCGAGCUCCAGAUGGCUCUGUAGUGAUUGAAGUCCGCGACUGGGCCUCUCGUGCUACCCUCGACAUCAUCGGUUCUGCAGGCAUGGGCAAAGAUUUCGACUCGCUGAUGAAUCCCGAGAACGAGCUCUUCCUAACCUACAAAAAGAUCUUCUCAAGCAACCGUGGUGCUCAGAUUGUCCAAGUUCUGCUCGGCUUCCUCCCUCAUUGGGUUGCUGUCAAUCUUCCCUUGAAGCGUAAUGAUGAAAUUGGUCAGGCGAUUGGCACCAUCAAGAAGGUGUCUCGCGAACUCAUCGCCACAAAACGCGCUCAGAUUGAGCGAGGCGAGAAGCCAUCUCAUGACAUUCUGUCCGUGGCCAUGGAGUCAGGCGGAUUCACUGAUGAGGACCUUGUGAACCAACUCAUGACGUUCCUUGCUGCCGGUCAUGAAACAACCGCCAGCGCGAUGUCGUGGGCGAUCUACUGCUUGUGUCAACACCCCGAAACUCAACGCCGUCUCCGCGAGGAACUUCGGUCCCAGCUCCCCGCCGUCUUGGAGUCCAAUACGCAAAUUUCGAGCACCGACAUCGACCGCCUUCCUUACCUCAACGCCGUCCUCAACGAAACCAUGCGCAUCUUCCCACCAGUACCACUAACCCUGCGCGAAACGGCAAACGACACCACCAUCUGCGGCGCCUUCGUCCCCCGUGGCACCACCGUUGUCAUCUGCCCCUGGGCCAUCAACACGUCCACGCACCUCUGGGGCCCGGACGCGCGCACCUUCAAUCCAGAUCGCUGGCUCGGUAACAACGCCAACUCAGGCGGAUCCGAGAGCAACUACGCAAUUACAACGUUCUUGCACGGCCCGAGGAGUUGCAUUGGUAAGGAGUUCGCGAAGGCCGAGUUUGCGUGCUUGGUCGCGAGUCUGAUUGGCAGGUUCGAGGUCGAGUUUGAGGAGGGCGCGUGGGAGUUGAAGAUUCAGGGUGGUAUCACGGCGAGACCUAAGGGUGGGCUUAGAGUCAGGCUGAGGGAGAUCGGGGAGAAAGCGUGAAGACUGGCGUGUACAAUGUAGCUGGGGUGGUAAUCGCGAAAUGCGAUCAACGAAUCUUUCCAAGGAUGUAUGUGCAACUGCGUGAUGUUUGCACGGAGUCCAAGUUUUCCCAUCGACUUAUAAAAGGUCUGAUGGACGAAGAUGCUCUCGUUGAGUUGACGUCAAUGCUACUUGCACCACAGGCCCAUCAUCAUCGAAUCGUGUUGAGAUAUACAGCACACCCAGAACGAACCAAUCUGGGAAAUGCCGGACCCAUGAGAGCUUCCCCACCGAGCACCGAAGCAUCGGAGACCAUAGCUCAAGCUCAAGCCCAGCGACCCACCCACUCACCCUCCAUGGGCC
Molecule: messenger RNA, 2170 nt
Organism: Boeremia exigua
Lineage: Eukaryota; Fungi; Ascomycota; Dothideomycetes; Pleosporales; Didymellaceae
Product: cytochrome P450
Exons: 3
Coding region: 206-1828 (540 amino acids)
Molecular function (GO): iron ion binding; heme binding; oxidoreductase activity, acting on paired donors, with incorporation or reduction of molecular oxygen
Source: RefSeq, a predicted model, not a curated record